Ricinus communis (castor bean) is the source of this 1156-nucleotide messenger RNA. RefSeq names its product NAC domain-containing protein 6. The record is from RefSeq and is a predicted model, not a curated record. Gene Ontology annotation, biological process: regulation of DNA-templated transcription. Gene Ontology annotation, molecular function: DNA binding. Bases 101 to 748 code for a protein of 215 amino acids. NCBI's taxonomy places the organism in Eukaryota, Viridiplantae, Streptophyta, Magnoliopsida, Malpighiales, Euphorbiaceae. The transcript has 3 exons.
UACAUGCAGCAGAUAUAAAUUAAUGAGGCAGCUCUUUCUUUCUUUGCUUACCUUACAGAAACAAAAAUAAAGAUUUUCUUGCACACACACUUCAUUCAGUAUGGAUUUUCAGCUUCCUGGUUUUAGGUUCCAUCCAACUGAAGAAGAACUCUUAGAUUUCUACCUUAAGAAGAUAGCUUUAGGAAAACAGCUCCAUUCUGAUAUCAUUUCUUUCCUUGACAUAUAUCACCAUGAACCUUGGGAUUUACCAGGGCUUGCAAGGAUAGGGGAAAGAGAAUGGUAUUUCUUUGUCCCAAGAGAGAGGAAGAAUAGACAUGGCGGAAGACCAAACAGAACAACUGCAAAAGGUUAUUGGAAGGCAACUGGGUCGGACCGCCCCAUUCGAUGCUUGACAGAUCCUAAAAGGUUGUUGGGUCUUAGAAAGACUUUGGUUUUCUAUACAGGCAGAGCACCUAAGGGUCAGAAAACUGAUUGGGUCAUGAACGAAUAUAGGCUGCCUAACACUUGCUCCUUACUUAAGGAUGACAUAGUGCUGUGCAAGAUUUAUAGAAAGGCAACACCAUUGAAAGUUUUAGAGGAAAGAGCAGCUUUAGAAGAGGUCACUAGGGCAUCGCAAGUUGCAUCUUCAUUUCCUUUAAAGGAAGAAGCAGAAUCUCUUUGUUUCUAUGACCAGCAAAUGAACUUUGGUAACUUGAUGUUUUUCCAAGAUUUUGUUCAAGAACUAGAAGAAAUUAAGUGGCCAUGCUAGAAGAAUGUUUUGCAUGGAGUGGAGAAGUAUCCAAAAGCUUGGAUUGGCCUAAAUAAGCUGCUACUCCAGCAUAUAUGGGGAAGCAACAAUAGCAAACCUAAUGGAUGAUUAGAUAGUUCAUUGUAGCAGAAGGCACUCCUACUUCUCUGAAGUCCUCGCAAUUGUAAAUAAAAAUUCCUUCAUGCUUGUGAUUCUAAAUCAUGUGUGGAAAGUGAUAACUUGACAUAAAGGAAUGUUAUGUGGAAUCUAUAAUUUAGUGGCAUUUGUUGGGUAGUCUUGAAUCUUAGUUUGCUCUUCGAAGGAAUAUGUACAAGGUUAUUUUUGUUCAAAUUUGUAGUUAAGUACCUGCAUCAUUGUUUGGGUUAUUGGACAUAGCCCUUUUCAUUAUUUGAUUUUGGGUUUUCUUCA